Branchiostoma belcheri (Belcher's lancelet) is the source of this 1578-nucleotide messenger RNA. RefSeq names its product tyrosinase-like. The record is from RefSeq and is a predicted model, not a curated record. The transcript is spliced from 6 exons. Gene Ontology annotation, molecular function: tyrosinase activity. Gene Ontology annotation, biological process: melanin biosynthetic process; pigmentation. NCBI's taxonomy places the organism in Eukaryota, Metazoa, Chordata, Leptocardii, Amphioxiformes, Branchiostomatidae. Bases 1 to 1578 code for a protein of 525 amino acids.
AUGAAAGCGCUCGGCCUGCUGAUCGUGUUGGCGGGCUGUUUCCGGGGCGGUGAGGCGCAGUUUCCGCGGGUGUGCACCAGCGAUAGCGUCCUGAAGAGUAUGGAGUGCUGUCCGACUCCGCCGGGUUUCCCCGAGCCGUGCGGCGGACCCGGGCGGGGCCGCUGCGAGAACAUCCCCGACCCCACCGUGGAAGAGGAUAUCGUAACCUGGAAUGACGCGUACAACUAUGACGACCGGGGCCGCUGGCCAACUAAGUUCUUCAACAGGAGCUGUGUGUGUGAGGGAAAGUUCAGCGGGUACGACUGCACCAAGUGCAUCUGGGGAUAUCGAGGAGAGAACUGCGAAACAAAACAAAAGACGGCUGUGCGCAAGAACAUUAAGAAUCUUAGCUCAGAUGAGAAAGAAAAGUUCCAGCGCUACUUGGACCUCGCCAAGAACACUGUCAGUGACAUCGUCUUCCCUACGAAGUUCCUCGGCAUAUUCAGGGGAAUUAAAAGCAAAGACUUCGUCAACGUCUCCGUGUAUGACUCCUUCGUGGCGCUACAUUACUACGCCAGCCGCUUUACAAUGCCACCUGCUAUAUCAGGCCUCUGUCGGGAUUCGUCCGAAUGUUUCUUUGACUAUGCGCACGAAGCUGUCGGUUUCCCCACCUGGCACCGCAAAAUCCUACUGGAGAUAGAGCGGGCCGUGCAGGAGGUGAACAGCGACCCCGACUGGACCCUGCCGUACUGGGACUGGAGCGCGGCGGAGGAGAACCAGUGCGACAUCUGCACCAAUGAGUACGUCGGCGCUAACGACGAGGACGGCAACCUUGACCCGGGGUCCAUCUUCGCGAGCUGGUGGACCAUCUGUGAACACCUCCCUGAGUGGGAGGAAUCAGUUGUCAAGUUCCGCACCACACCGUGCGACGUGAGCAACAACACCUAUUGGCACCUGAAAAGGAACCCUGGGACGCAAGACACGGCAUAUUUUGGGGAAUCAAUGGCUUUCUUGCCCUCCGCUGAAGAGGUGGACUUCGCCAUGCGCUUCCCCGUGUACGACACGCCCCCUUACAUCAGGUACUCAAACUGCAGCUUCCGAAACCUGCUGGAGGGGUUCGCGGACACCUCCACUGGCAAGAAUCACGAAAACGGAAACGUGGUAGUGUUCGGAGCUCACACCCUGCACAACCAAGUGCACAUUUACAUGAACGGCACCAUGGGAGAAAACCCAACCUCGCCGAACGACCCGAUCUUCUUCCUUCACCACUGCAACGUCGACCGCCUUCUCGAGACCUGGAUGCGACUAUAUCCGGUCGUGGAGUCGGCUCUGCCAGAGAGAGGUACCCCGCCCGGCCAUAACCGCAAUGACUACAUGGUGCCGUUCUUCCCGCCGCGCAGCCACGCCACCAUGUUCAAACGGUCCACGGAGUUCGGCUACGACUACGAGGAAUUUUACGAAGACCCAACGGACGGAAACGACAUGGGAGAAUGCAGCGCUGCGGUGCCAGAUCGGGAGGGCGUGUCUCCGGAGGCGAUCGGGUUGGGUGUUGGUAUUGGAACUCUCAAAAUCAUGCAGCAGCAACAGUUGUCAAAUUGA